GGAAGCUUGGUUGUGGCUCCCUCGAGCGAGAGCUGAGUCUUUGACGGUUGGAGCCGGGGACAGGAUGGCUGAUGAGGAGGAGGAUCCCACUUUUGAGGAAGUUAAUGAAGAUGUGGGAGGAGGAGCAGAUGGUGGACAGGGUAAAAGAAAAAGACUUUUUUCUAAAGAAUUAAGGUGUAUGAUGUAUGGCUUUGGCGAUGACCAAAAUCCGUACACUGAGUCAGUGGAUAUUCUGGAAGACCUCGUCAUAGAGUUCAUCACUGAGAUGACUCACAAAGCAAAGUCUAUUGGACGACAAGGUCGAGUGCAGGUUGAAGAUAUUGUCUUCUUGAUUCGAAAGGACCCAAGGAAGUUUGCCAGAGUUAAAGACUUGCUUACUAUGAAUGAAGAACUGAAACGAGCUAGAAAAGCUUUUGAUGAAGCGAACUAUGGAUCCUGACAUCUUUUAUGUUCUCCAAAGUUUCCCUAUCUUUUAGGACAAGUGUGUGUAUACUAGAACUAUGUAUUUUUCACCUUGCCAAAAAUGAAGGGUCCUGAUGUAAUUUAAGUACUUCUUACAAUUACCUUAUUACAUGGAUCCAAUUGACCAUAUAAAUGGGAAAUGAAACAACACUUCAUUGCUGCCUUUACUUUGAUUUUGUGGAUUCUAAAAGUGGUAUUUAGGUAUUGAAUUGCUUGCCUCUCUUUGUUAUACUUGAAAUUACUCAUUGGUUUUAACAACAUGGAAGAAGCUAAAAUAUCCUGCAAACUGUGCAGAUCACCCUGUCUUUUUGAGGUGACAAAGACAAUUUAAACUAAGUAUAUUCUGGUCUCCUUUUUGCCCCUGAAGUUUUCUAUUAUAGCAUUUUGAUAUGUGAAAUCUAAAAAUUAGCCUUUUUGGUUUUGCAAUUUGUAAAACUAAUUUCAUGGCUACUUUCAAUCUCUUAGAAGAUGAUGGUUUUGUGGAUUGUCCCAUGCUCCGUGUUGGGUUAUAUUCUUAAAGUGUUAGUUUCACUUAAGGAAAAGAGUUCCAUAUUAUUUGCAUAAAGAUUAUUGCAAAAACAUUUUCCUCUUUUUUUAGAUUUCUUAAAAGUAUGUUUUCUUUUCUUUCAU
Messenger RNA from Trichosurus vulpecula (common brushtail), 1092 nucleotides. RefSeq names its product transcription initiation factor TFIID subunit 13-like. The transcript has a single exon. Gene Ontology annotation, cellular component: transcription factor TFIID complex. The record is from RefSeq and is a predicted model, not a curated record. Bases 65 to 439 code for a protein of 124 amino acids. NCBI's taxonomy places the organism in Eukaryota, Metazoa, Chordata, Mammalia, Diprotodontia, Phalangeridae. Gene Ontology annotation, molecular function: protein heterodimerization activity. Gene Ontology annotation, biological process: transcription by RNA polymerase II.